UCGUGUUGUGGUUGCCUUCGUUGUCUUCAAAUCGUCGUGAUCGGUCAUCGGUGUGUCGCUCUGUGAAAUAGAAAAACAAUAAAAUAAAAGAAUAAGAAAAGAAACCAAACAUCUUGCCAAGUAAACUUUUAUUCUUCUUUCUCCACAAAACAACAACACAUUCAAAAAAUACAUAACUUGCAAAUAAAUUACAAGAAAAAUCCCCAUUUCGAAACCACCCACGAAAAAUACCAAUCAAGUUUUAUUAUUUUAAAUUCCUUCUCAAAUCAACUAAAAAAGAAUUUAUUUCUCGGACUCUCGCUUGGACGAGGUGUGUGGAAGUGGAACUCACUGUGUGUACGCACGUGAAAAUCAAAUCUCUAAAUUUUUCUUUCUUUCCUUUUAUUAAAGUUUUACAAUUCAAUUUAGUCCCCAAAAGCAAAAAUCCAAAAGCCAAACGCAACGAGCACAAAUAUAAUAAAAAUUACGCCAGAGUCGUCGUGAAGGGAGCCAAGUGAAAAUUAAAGAAAAACAAGAUUCCAGUUCCAACUCCAAGGUUGUUUAAUUAAAUUAUUAGUUUUAUUUUUUCGUCGUGUAGCUCUUCAAAAUCUAGAGAAGCUCGCUCGAGCUUCGUAACAAAAUUUGUGGCUCUUCUAUAAAAAUCUCUAAAACGAAAUUAUUGUAGGUUUUUGGUUUAGGACGGGACGGAACGGGUACACGGGCCACACGGGAGGAAGUUAUAGUGAAAUGACGAAAAAAUUAUGUGAAUCACAGCAAAAAUAAAUAAAAUAAAGUAAAAAAGUGCAUCGCACGGAAAAAAUACAAUUUGCCCGGAAAAGGAUUAACACACAGAGAAGAGAAAGAAAAAAGAAGAAGCGAAGUGAAAACGAGGGCACGACAACGAAACGACGACGUACGACGAAGUAAUUUUUUCCUUUUUUUUUAUUUUGUUGAAAUUUUUAAUUGUUUUGGAUCAAAAAAUAAAAAAAAAAUCUCAGGCCACUCGAACAACGCACUGGCAGUGGUAGUGGUAGUGGCACUGGCACCACACCAGGCACUCAGCAGUUCCAGUUCAGUUUGAGUUUUGUUUCGACUUAUUUUCCUCAUUUCGUUCGCAUGCUUCUGUCCAGCAACCCGGAGAAGCUCUGUUGGAAUGUCAAAGCGGAAGAAAUAUCUCUGUCGGCGGAUGUAAGAGUACAGCAAUCGGCAUGUGGUCCUUCGAAUAGCAUCAUUCCAUCAUUACUCCAGCACAAUUGAAUGCAGCAAUUUAUUCAUUCAAACAGAAACUGAAAUAGAAACAGAAACAAAAGAAUAAGGACAUCAGAUCAGGAAAAGAAGAAAAAGAAAAAGAAAGCUCUCCAACAACGAACUUAAGAGUAAUAGUAAAAACAACAACCACAUCGCACCAACAACAAUAAAAAGAAACCCUCCCUAGUCUUUUAGAAUAGUUUAUUUUUUAUUGUAUUUGGAUCGUCCUCCUUCUCAAGUCCUUGAUAAAUCAACACUCAACAAAAACAAAAAACAAAAAUCCAAAUCCAAAGGCCAAAACCGACAACACCAGUGUUCAAGCAAUAUACCCUGUCAAAAUACAACCCGUGAUGAUUCCAAAUGUCUGUGGAGUGUGAUAACGUCGUAUAUCCUAGCCAUCGUCAUCUUCGUUGUGGUUGUUGUCGUCUGUGUUGUAGUAAUAGCAACACCAUCCGCAGCACGAGCAACAGCAACAAUCUCUGCCAUUUAAUGAAAGGACAUUUAAGCGCGAAUCGAACUGACUUCGUUUUCAAUUUCGAAUUCGAUUUGUCGUCUGUGGCACCACCAUAACCUCUACUGCAACAACUGUCCUGGUACGGGCGGUCCGCUGGCUGACGUGCCACACAACAAGACACAAAAGAAUCCCCCCCAGCAACACCAACAAAAAUAAAACACAACAUAAACACAAAAAGGACAUCAUCAUAUACUAUUACAACAACGGUGUUAAGUGUACAUAGUUGAGAAUAAAAUUUAAAAUAAAACAAAAAUAAAAACUAAAAGGAAAGAAGGAGAAAAACACUACCCCCAGUAACCGUUUGUUCCUUCUUCAAUGAAUUUAUUGUGCUGCUGUACGAUGGCACCCAACACCAGAGUCACCAGGAAAUGGGAACACUUUGCCGGCAGAAAUAAGUUCUACUGUGAUGGUAUGCUAAUGUCAGCACCGCACACAGGAGUGUUCUAUUUGACGUGUGUCCUGAUUACGGGAACCAGUGCUCUCUUCUUUGUGUUCGAUUGUCCUUUUUUAGCAACGAGAAUAACCCCAGCUAUUCCAGUUGUUGGAGCUGUGCUAUAUUUCUUCACAAUGAGCUCUUUACUACGUACUACGUUUACGGAUCCUGGCGUAAUCCCUCGGGCUUCCCAAGACGAAGCUGCAUAUAUUGAGAAACAAAUUGAAGUGCCAAAUUCACUCAACAGUCCCACAUAUCGGCCUCCGCCGAGAACAAAAGAGGUCCUCGUUAAAGGACAAACGGUCAAAUUAAAGUAUUGUUUCACAUGUAAGAUUUUUAGGCCACCUCGGGCAUCACAUUGCAGUCUAUGUGAUAAUUGUGUAGACCGUUUCGAUCAUCAUUGUCCUUGGGUGGGCAAUUGUGUGGGGAAACGUAACUAUCGGUUCUUCUAUAUGUUUUUAGUGUCAUUAGCAUUUCUUGCUGUAUUUAUAUUUUCAUGCUCAGUAACGCAUUUAGUUUUAUUAUUAAAAACGGAACAAGAAGUUUUCGAAGUGAUUAAGAAAGCGCCAUGUACUGUGAUUGUAACAUUUAUUUGUUUCUUUUCGAUAUGGUCCGUUAUUGGACUAGCUGGAUUCCAUACGUAUCUGACAACUAGUGAUCAGACAACAAACGAAGAUCUCAAAGGAUCAUUUUCAUCGAAAGGUGGACAGCGUGCCGUAAAUCCAUACUCUCGGGGGAAUAUUUGCCUUAAUUGUUUUCACAUAUUAUGUGGUCCAAUGACUCCAUCAUUGAUUGAUAGACGAGGCAUCGCAACUGAUGACUUUAUCAUUCAAAUGAACCAAUCUUCCAUGACGAACCCCCGCAACCAGCUCUCAGAAGUCAUAAGCUCAACCCAAACCGGCAUGAUAACCAGUCAACCUAUGUUAAGUGGCAGUGGUUUGGGAGAUAUGAAGCCUCGAUUAUACGAUGAGUCAAAUCCCUCCUUAGGUGCUUCUGGUCUCGGUGGCGUUGGCAGUGGCGGUGGCGGUGGCAGUGUCUAUCGACCACGCAGCUACGAUAAUUUACAAAACGGUAAUUCCAAUAGUUUAGCCCAUCUGGUCGAAAACGAAAUCCCUCUAUCGAAUAUGGAAAGUCCUCCGACGUCUGGCCUCGGUUUGAUGGCGGCAAAUGUUGUUGGUGUGACUUCUGACAAUAAUAGCAGUGCUGCCAUAUCCCCCAUCACCCCAGACGAUGAUGCCAAUUUCGAUCCAAAUCUAACUCCCGGAACUGGCCUGCGUUCAAAAAACCUCAGCGGUAGCUAUAAUAAUCUAUUCAGCGAAGAGUUCGACCCGACGGAUAGUAAUCUGCUGUCGAGCUAUCACACAGCUCGCUAUUACAUCGAUCCCAAUGAUAGCAAGCUUUUGUCCAGCACUCGAACAGCCCGCUACUAUAAGGGUCCGAAGUCGGGUCUAAUGGCGGCAGCGGCUGCAGGAGUCAGCAGCUGCACCGAGGUGGUUACGACAGACCCGGUGCGACUCAUGAAGUCUGCUUCGGAGUCUGAGAACGUCUAUAGCAAUAUACCAAAUUCAAAUUUGUCGUCGGCCGCGGUGAGCAGUAACGACAGCAAUAAGUCUGAUCCUAGUUUGCAUGUCUAUUCAAAUUUGUUGGAGGAGCGCGAGUUGGCGCAGGACAUCACAGAAGCGACUGCCAUCACCCAGUUGGCUUCUAGUAAUAGCAAAAGCCUCGACGAACGAGUGAUGGCCCCGCCGCCGACGGGUGGUUCGAGUGCCGCUGAUAGUUCCACGGUCAUGUCAUCGACUCUGUUGAGUGACGAUCUGGAUCUGGACGAUCCGGUGAGUGCAUUUGUCGUCAACAGUCGAAAGAAGUAUGCAUCGACGAGUAAGGCUCGAAUCAAGAGGAAUUCUGACAGCGACAAGGAACUCCAUAGUGUAGUAACAUCACCUAACAGUGGUGGUGGUAAUGCCGGUUCCGGUGGUGGUGGUGGUGCUGGCUCUUCUGAUACUGUUCGAGGAGCCUCAAACACAUCCAUGAAUCAGUCCGAUGCGAUAACGCCGAGUCGGAUGAGGCUGCUCCAUGACACCACGAUGAUAGAUACAGCAUUAGAUUUGGAUAGUUUAGAUGGCUCCAGUAUUGGAAACAAUUCACAAGCGUGUCUUGUGAAAACCGCUAUUGUUUAAAAGCGACCACCCCGAUCUGUGUUAUGGUAUUUUUGUAUUUUUAUUUUUUUUAUUAAUUAAUUGUAUUAUAUGUGUAUAGUUUAUUAUAAUUUGUUUUAAUUUGUUCCUUCGGAAUAGUGUUUUAUUUCGAAGUGGCUGCAUUUAUGCCUUAAGCUUGCAACAAAGCCAUAAUUAUUAUUAUGUAUUCAUUUUAAAUAAUUGUAUUUUUGAUAUGAAUGACUAUUUUUACAGAAUUUUCUAAUUUUGCGCUCUAUUGUUUGUUUCUUUUAUAAAUAUUUAAAUGCGUGUUUCAAAAAAGAAAUUGUUGUGCAAGGAUUAAUUGAAUUCUUUCUUUCCACAAAAAAAAAAACAAAAAUGGUUAUUAGUUAAAUAUUUAGUUGAGAUAUGAGACAAAAAGAAAAAGACAAUUUGUUGCAUAAUUUAUAAAUGAUUUUUUGUUUUAGUUCGAUUUAAAUAUUUCUUAUGAUUAUUUUUUUUUUAAAUUAAAUUUAUUGUUUUUAUUUUUAAGUUAUUUUCUUAUAAAUUUAAAAAAAGGUUUUAUUUUUAAGUUGAAGAAAAAUGUGUGCUUUAGAAAAAGAAGAAAACUAAAAUACAUAAAACAUUUAUAUAAAAAAAGGUGAAAAAUAUGUCUUAUGUUCUUGAAACACUUUUGUUGCGGUUCUUUUAUUUUAUUAAGGGUCUAAACGAUAUUUUAUUCGUGUUUCUAGAUCAUUUUUAACUUUUUAACUCAGCUCGUGAAAGGGAAUCUUUUUACACCAGUAUGAUUCUUAAACAAUUCUUAUUUUCAAUAUUUUCAAAUAAAAUUUGGAAGAAGUAAAAAUUAAAACAAACAUAAGGAUGGUUAAAUAGAUAAUUCUUUUAUUUGUACCGUUAUAAUCAAAUCAAAUCAAAUAGGAACAAAACUAAAUUUUUGGUAAUAAUUUCCUUAGUACUUGUGUAAACAACAAAUCUGAAAUUUUGGUUUUGUGAGAAAGUUUUUAUGUCUACUCUUUAAUCUUUAAUUUUACAACACUCAAUAAAAUAGUUCUCAAUGUUAUUUAGUCCCUAGACCACUAAAAAAACAUACAUUUUUAUCCUUUAAAAUUUGAGCUUUGUUAAGAUUGCAGAUUACUUGGUGUCAUCGUGUUAUUUAAGGAAACGUUAUAAUAUAUCAAGUUAUACGACUUUUUAAAAAUAGAAUUCAUAACAAAAAAUGGUUACACGAUCACUCAACAAAAGUUACCCUUAAGGUACAUACAUAAGUUUGCAUUUUUCCUCCUUUACACUUUAAAGGCAUCAGGGUUUAUGUAGUAAAUGUUUACAAAAUAAAUGCUUUGAAGUUACAUUUUUUUUAGCAAUUGCAGCAAUUGGAGAUUGCUCUCUAAGGUUAGUCUGCUGCAGGAUACAAAGAAUUGUUCUAGGGCUGACUUGGGUGCCAAAAUCUCUCUGUGGAUUGUUUGAUGGAAGAAAUAGAUUAGCUUUAGAUUUUAAUCAGUAAUUUAAACAUCAUAGGUCCAAGACUAAAAAACUUACCAAAACUGUAACUUUUUUAAACUAGACUAUUGUACGUGAUUUUUCCUUUUGCUUUGACCUUUUUAACUGUAUAUCUUUAUAAACUAGGUGCACUCUAUGGCAUUAAGUAAAUAUUUAAUAUACAGUCCCUGGCCAUGUUAUUAGACGCACUUUAGAUUUUAUGCAAAAUCUUAAUUUCCAGCUAUUUUAAUCAGGUUUUCAAAUAUUGCAUUUAAAUUAUUUUGUAUGCAGAAUAUAAACUACUUCCUAGAAAUAAAGCAACAAAUUUAAAAAAUUUUUUUUUGAAUUAAUAUUUUCAGUUAUUUUUGUAGUUUUUUCAAUACUUUGUUGAACCUCCUUUUGCUUUAAUCAAAGAAUCAAUUCUGCGCGGCAUAUUGUCAAUGCAUUAUUUGACUGUUUCCUGCAUUUGUGGGUGGUGAUUCCACUCGUGAAUUACUCUUUCAAUAAGUGACCGCAUCUUUAGCUAAUACGCUCUUCAUCAGCUCCCACACGUUUUCAAUGGGUUCAAAUCAGGGAUUUUUAUCCGCCAAUCCAACAGAGGGAUGUUUUCUUCCCUUAAAUAAGUUUUAAUGGACCGGACUGUGGGGCAUGGAGCUUCAUCUUGCAUACAAAUGUUACCAUACAUCAAUUCUUAAACGUUAAAAAUAGUGCGUCUAAUAGUAUAGCCAGGGACUGUAAUAUAGAGUUUUCAAUUAGUUUGGAUAUAGCUGUACUUCUUUCUAGUCUAGUUGGGUUAUCAUGUGAGAAAAGAGCUCUUCAAACUAACUCUCAAACGUUUAAAUGUCCACUAAAAAACUUAAAAAAAAAAAAAACUAUAGGACGCAGUACAUUUCUUUAUUGUUAUAAAGAGAUGACCAAGAAAUAAUUUCUUCUAAACAUGCACAAGUUUUAAAGCCUACAACUUGUUUUUUAUAAAAUCAUGUUUUUCUUAACUUUUACAACUUUUUUUUUUUAAUUAAUUAAAGGAUUAGGACACCCUAUAAUUUUGAAGACAUCGUUUUUUUUGUCCCAAACUUUUAAAUGCUCGGUUUUCGAAAUUUAGUAUUAAAGGGUUUGCAACAUUAUAUGACAUGAAUAUGACAUAAUUUUGAAUUUUUAAAUUUGAACUCAUAACAAAGAGAAAAUUUUCAACCAAAAACGGUGCACAAGCUCAUAAGGGACUUGAAAGUUAGGCAAGUUUCUAGUAUCUGAUUGUACAGCUGCCAAUAAAUUACCUUCCAAUUAAGGCAACUUUAAUGGAAAGAUGACUGGAAAGUUAAUCAAGAAAAAUCUGCCUAACUAUUAAUUUAAGUCUACUUCUAUCAAAAUGACAGUUGAUCAUGUUUUUUCAUUCAACUGAAAGCUGAACUUUAUUACUCUAUGAUUUAUUUAUUUUCUGCACAACUUCAUUUAAUACAUUCUGGUCUUUUGCCAAUUUGAAGAGAAGUAACUAGUAUUUCUUUACAAUACAAAAUAUAAAUCGUGAUGAACUUGAGGAGUGUUUUGUAGGCAAUAAUUUGUUUGGUACUUUUUGUACUAGGAACUUAAAGUAGAGUUUCGCGAAGUAAAGUUCGGAAUUUGAAACUCAUGACACUUACAAAACUAACUAGUUGUCUUGGUAAAAAUGUACGUUCAAAGAAUGAAGUUGACUGCAAAUGAAGUCCCUUUUGUUACCUGAACCUGCCCAAUUUCAGUUUUUCAUAGUCACAAUUUAAGACCUCUUAGAGUAGAAACCCUUUUACACAACCCAAAAUAAAAUCAGAUCUCGCAAAAGACUAGACUAAUAUUAAGUGUGGUAACGAAUACGAAAAUUGUUUAAGGUUCUUCACAUCGUCUGACUUUAAUUCAAAAAUAUCUAUUUUCAAAUUAUUGUGUCAAUUCCCUUCAAACCCUUAAAAAAAAACAAAAGUCAGUGGUUUUAAAUAACUCUGAUGAUAUUAAAGUUAAGUUAUCUAAACUUUAUUUAAAAUAUUCAAUAUUGGAUGUAUUUAGAUUUUUCGCGAAGCUAUUUGAAAAUCAGGUAAUUUUUUUUCAUUGCUCCACGUUUCAAUUGAUUUUAAAAACUUCCUCAAACAAAUCAAUUCAUAUCAAUUGGACCUUCCAUGAGUCUUAAAAGAUGAUUAUUUAAUCGUGUUAAAUUAAAUUUAUCAACUAUUUUUAAAUUUCCAUUUAAUUUCGAGUGAAAGUGAAAUCCAGAAUCUAGCUUUAAAAAUAAUACUUGAUCGCCGUAUCUUCUAAAUCAAUUUUGUUUUCACUAUUUUAUUAAAACAUUGGUGCCUGUGUUUCUUUUUUUAAAAAAAACUAUAACACUCAUUUUUAAGGAAAAAUUAAAUAUAAGUGCCGCUUCCCAUUCAUGGCCAUAAAGUUCUGGUUUUGAAUAAAAUGUUUAACAUCACUAUUUCUUGUUAUUGUUUCAUAAAAAUUAACCAUUAUUAUUAUUUUGAUUAUUUUUAAGCAACUUAUUGUACCUUAUCAUCUUAUACAAAAUUCCUUUACUGCACAUAGACUAACCCCAACUUUUAUUGCCAGAAAUAAAUACAAGUAUCACAAUUUUGUACGUAUAUAUACUUUUUAGUUAAAUUUACACAAACUGCCAUUAAUUUUUGUCUCCGUUUUUUUAGUUUUAAAGAUGCAAAGAUGAUUAACUACUAUACAUAUUUACU
Eupeodes corollae is the source of this 8505-nucleotide messenger RNA. It is a transcript of the gene app, whose product is annotated as palmitoyltransferase app. The record is from RefSeq and is a predicted model, not a curated record. Bases 2057 to 4351 code for a protein of 764 amino acids. NCBI's taxonomy places the organism in Eukaryota, Metazoa, Arthropoda, Insecta, Diptera, Syrphidae. Gene Ontology annotation, biological process: protein targeting to membrane; peptidyl-L-cysteine S-palmitoylation. Gene Ontology annotation, molecular function: protein-cysteine S-palmitoyltransferase activity. Gene Ontology annotation, cellular component: endoplasmic reticulum; Golgi apparatus. The transcript has 10 exons.